Molecule: messenger RNA, 1691 nt
Organism: Daktulosphaira vitifoliae (grape phylloxera)
Lineage: Eukaryota; Metazoa; Arthropoda; Insecta; Hemiptera; Phylloxeridae
Gene: Smyd5
Product: histone-lysine N-trimethyltransferase SMYD5
Exons: 10
Coding region: 463-1632 (389 amino acids)
Molecular function (GO): protein binding
Source: RefSeq, a predicted model, not a curated record
ACUUACCGUUCAAGUAUUUUAAAGUUAAUAGAACAUGCAGAACUUGUCAGCAACAUACAACCUGAUUAAACAUUUUUCUACAAUUUAUUUUUUGUUAAACAUGAAUUAACCAACAGUGUUGACAGCUAUAGCAUAUUUUUCUGAUUAUAUUGGAUUUAUAACCUAAAACUAUCCCAAGCUCAAAUCUAUUGUAUAAUUUAAAAAUUCAUUAUUCAAAUUAUCGAAACUGUUCAUUUUACAGGAAUUAUUUGGAAUCAAUCCGAUUGCUAUUUUUUUGGUGGUUUCUAUAUUACAUAUAAUUGUCUUUAGAUAUUUCUUAUUCACAAAUAAAACAAAUUAGACUUUAGAUGUAAAUAUAUUUAUUUAUAGAAAUUAUUUAAAACUAAUGCAUAGUUAUAUUAAUUCUUAAAUUAUAAAACAGAAAUAUUUUUAAGUAUAUCAAGUAUUUAUUUGAAGACUAAUAUGGAGGAUGUCAAUAAAGGAUAUAUAAAAAAAUUCGAUGCUAUUAAAGGUAAUUGUUUAUUUGCAACAAAGCACUUUGAACCAGAUGAACUAAUUUUUGAAGAAAUUCCUUUUGUGUCUUGUCAGUUUUCUUGGAAUAGUCUUUAUGGUUAUCGAGCUUGUAAUCAUUGCUUAAGUCCUUUAGAAACAAUCAAUGAAAAUGUAAUUCGAUUGACCAAUGCUGCAAUCACUGAAGUUCCAUUUGAAGAAUAUUGUCCUACAAAAAAUAAUAUAAAAGAUUAUGUUCAAUGUGAAUUUUGCAAAGUUUGGUAUUGUAGUCAUACUUGUUUAGAGAAUGCUUUAAAUCAGUAUCACCAACUUCUUUGUAGACCUGAUACCAGUGACCCUUUGCAUUAUUUAGAAGAAUUAUGGAGAACGAUGCAUUAUCCGCCAGAGAGUCACAAUAUAAUGUUACUGUGUCGUCUAUUAGCUAUAAUUGAAUUAUCAUCAUCACCUCAAAAAGCAAAUACAAUAAUUUCUAAUUUUUGUCACCGAACAGAAAAUGAAAAUGAAAAAUUAGUUCAUAAAAUGUUAGGAGAAAAAUUCGCUGAACAAAUUGAACAAUUACGUUUUGGUGUGUUAAAAUCUUUACCAAUCAAAGAAUCCAGCCAAUGGUUAACACCUAAUGGAUUUAAAUCAUUAUUAGCUUUAAUUGGUACAAAUGGGCAAGGUGUUGGAACUAGUGCAUUUCAGCGUUGGUCUAAUAUAUGUAAAAAGCAUCUUUCUCCUGACCAGAUGAAAUAUUUUGAGAAUUUUGUAGAUAUUGCAUAUAAUGCUAUGGAACAAGCUGUAGGUAUGGAUUUUUUGGAUAAUGAAGGUUCUGCAUUAUUUCAAGAACAUAGUUCUAUUAAUCAUAGCUGUUAUCCAAAUGCUGCUAGUGUAUUUAAUGGAAAUCAUGUUUUAAGGCUUAUAGCAAUUCGCUCUAUUGAGCCAGGAGAAGAGAUAAAUACCAGUUAUAUUGCUCCAUGUGAACUGGAUCAUAGUAGACAUACACGACAAAAAUAUUUACAAGAAAAUUACGUGUUCACAUGUCGAUGUACAAAAUGUGAACAACAAGCUGAUGAUCCAGAUGAAACUAGUGAUGAUGAUGAAGAUGAAGAAAUGGAUGAUAAUGAUAAUGACGAUAUAUAAAUUAUAUUUUGUAAAUUUGAUAUUAAAAGCAAUAUACACAGAUGUUAACAAAAUGAUUA